Symbiodinium natans is the source of this 945-nucleotide messenger RNA. The record is from the annotation of a GenBank genome assembly. NCBI's taxonomy places the organism in Eukaryota, Dinophyceae, Suessiales, Symbiodiniaceae.
AUGGCGGCCGUGUCGCACCUGACGGCAGCAGCUUCACUCUUGCACAACAACCUGGCGAGCUCGUCCAACGGGUGGGUCGUUGCCAUCCACAACUCGCUGAAUGCAGGCCACGGCAAGCUGCUGUUCCAUGCCCUCGCAUCGGGCCAAAGUAAGGACGGUCCUGAGGUGACCCAGGCAACCUCCAUUCGCUUCUUGGAGACGAUGGACGGGCCGGUGCUCGUCGUGACCUCAACCAACGGCACGCAGAUCUAUGCUGAGGACGCAACAGCCCUCAUUUUCUACCUGCCUGUCACAGACGCUGCGAGUCCCGACAGCCUCAGGUAUCACCAGGCGGCAUGCUUUGUCCCAACCCUUCAGCAUAUUGUCGUCGGCACUUCCAAGGGCACCAUCUGGCCCGUCAGCGCCGUGGCCGCUGGACAAUACGUUCAGUUGCACGAGUCCGCGCCGUCGAGUCCCACCGGCGAGGUAGCCGACCUGUGCUAUUGCGCACUUGCAGAUGCAGUAGUAUCCGUGCAUAACAACGGUGACCUGCGAGUGUGGUCGGCAUCUGCAGAUGCGCCGUACACAAACAUCGAGGUGAUACCUUCCAUCUGCCAGGCCCCAGUGCGGAUUCUGUCCGUCAAAGCCCAGCUCGCCCUAGCGGACGGGCCCGGCACGAUCCUGCUCCUUGAUGCGAUAUCGAGGGAGGUCAAGGCCGAGAUCACAGCCCAUGCGCGAUGGCUCUCUGCGGCGGUCUCCAGAGAGGAUUCCGACAUGGGCCUCAUCGUCAGCGUGGGUGAAGACACGGUGCUGAAUGUCUGGCAGGUCGAACCAGUCGAAGGAACGGUGUCACUCCACCAUUCAGCCGUGGUGACAGACAAGCUCCUCUGCGGCGUGGCGCUGCACGGCUCGGGCGCCUCUGUGGUCGCCUACGACUCGGAUCAGCUGUACCACGUGAACUUCUGA